GGCAGUUUCCAUGCAUUGCAGCUUCACCGUCUUGUAAUACGUCAUCCAACAGCGAUCCGCAAUCCAUCGGCACCCUCAACAACAACAACCAACCAACAAGGCAUCAACUUGUCAGAGCUGUUGCUGUUGAUAGACUUUGCGUCCAAUAAUACUGCGUCUUAGAGGUUAAUAAGAAUGGCUAGUGGAUACGGUAUCCGAGGUGGCAUCGGCCGAUGCUAUCCGUUCUACGCGGAUUUCAAAAAGUGCAUGAGCCAGCGUGAUGAGAAGAGUCAUCCCAUGCUGUGUUUUGCGGAACGUGAGGAUUACUUUGAGUGCCUUCAUGGCCGCAAGGAGCACAAGAUGAUUGCUGACAUUCAGGCACAGGAGCGGGUCAUGGCCAAGCAAGGAAGACGAUAUGCCGAUCAGGAAAAAGAGCUGCAAAAGCUGGCCGCGAAAGGAAGCUAGCCCCCGGAAUAGAUUGAAUCCUAUUGAUGGCGAGAGGAAAAUCGCUGUGCAACAAAGAUUUUUAGGAAAUCAUCAGGUUGGACUCCCAACCAACGCAUCUCCGUUCUUUGGCAGUUCAUGCCACCAAUAUUAAGCAAAGCAUGUAGCACCUUUUUAUCUUCGGAGGAGGAACAAAACAAUAUUGAUGGUGUUGUUAUCGUGAGAUUACGGUUUGACUGAUUCAUCCAAAGUACCGUACAGUACCGUAUAGGUUCUUGAACGACCCUCUUCGCGAUCGACAGGGAGCUAAGCUAGACAACAACACUUCAAUUUCAGUCCUCUAGCUAGCAAGAGGGGUAAAAGUGC
Messenger RNA from Seminavis robusta, 789 nucleotides. Lineage: Eukaryota; Bacillariophyta; Bacillariophyceae; Naviculales; Naviculaceae. The record is from the annotation of a GenBank genome assembly.